This is a messenger RNA of Daldinia loculata, 1794 nucleotides long. RefSeq lists its product as uncharacterized. Bases 272 to 1309 code for a protein of 345 amino acids. The record is from RefSeq and is a predicted model, not a curated record. The transcript has 2 exons. NCBI's taxonomy places the organism in Eukaryota, Fungi, Ascomycota, Sordariomycetes, Xylariales, Hypoxylaceae.
CACGCUUAGCAAAUUGCAAAUUGCACUCCAAAAGUGACAUGUAGUAAUUGUUAAAUAUAUUUAAACCCAUGGCAUACUCUACUCGCAAUUGUUGUUUCUUUUUAUCUUUUUUCGUUUCCGUAUUAUUUCCAGCUUGAGACGGUAUGUAUCGUUCGGGUUAUGUACCUGUACCAGAUCGAAACAUCGGCCCCUUGAAACGAUUAUCCUAUUACCUACAUGCACUUUUCCUUUCUGCCUACAUAUCUCACCUAUUACCUACGCCAAAACCGCAAUGUCAUCACCAUCCGCCCCAGGACCCCUCGUCCGCCUACGGGGCCUCCGCACCGAACAGCUCCCCGCAGCUACCGCGUCGCCCGACGAGCUGGCGCCCUUCCUCUUCGCAAUCCUGCGGGAAGCCGUCCCGUUCAUCGACUCGGCGGCGCCGAAGGCGGGAAACGGCGCUGCGGACCCGAAGCUCUGGAAGUUGAAGGGGAGCCACGCGCAUCCGGACGCGGCGGCGAGAAUCGAUGUCUUGGAACGUGUGGUCCCGGCUGCUGAGCUGGGGGAGGUGGCUAAGGAGGGUGGUAGUAAGGAGAAGGAGAAGGGAAAAGGGAAAGUUAGGCCGGAAACUUGGUGCUGCCGCCGCAGCGUCCACGAGGAUAAGCCGGAGAGGGGAACGGCGUCCUGGGAGGAAUUCGUGCGCAGCUUCCGCGACGAGCAUGCCGAGUCGGAGCGGGCGUUUACGCCGGCGUGCGUGGAUGCGCAUCAGGCUUUGGCGUGGGACUGCGGGGGCGCGGAAGCCUUGGAGGGGGGGCAGACGUGGGGACGGUUCGGGCUGAUUGUGCAGGAGAUGCGGCAUCGCAUUGGGAGGCCGGUGUUGAAGGAUCGGACGUUUCCCGUGCUGCAGAUGACUGCUACUGCUAGCUCCACCACCACAUCUUCCUCGGGAGAAGAAGAGGAGGAAGAAGAGUUCCUCGUGGUAAGCAUCCCCAUACCGGAUUUCGGGACGUCGGAAGCGAGUAAACUGGCGAGGGAAAGGGGGGCGCAGAUCGCUAGUUAUGUGAGUGUGGAGAGGAUCCGGAGAAUGGGGGAGGGGGAUGGGGAUGGGGAUGGGGACGGGGGUAGGAAGGUGGAGUGGCUGAUGGCGACGGCGAGUGAUGCGGGAGGCGUGCUGCCGGCUUGGGUGCAGAAUGUGGCGGCGCCGGGGGUCAUUUGGAAGGAUGUGCCGCUGUUUUUGGGGUGGAUUGGUAGGGAGAGGGUGAAGAGGCAGCAGGGUAAAGAUGAUGAUGGUACGAAUAACGCUAGGGGUGUUGCGGCUGGGGAUACUUAGGUCUCGGCUGGAUUGGAAGUAUAAACUAGAUGGCGAAGGGGUCGGGGAGUAGUUAAUACCGGUAGGAUCUUGGGAGGGAGGAGUAGAGAUGAUGGGAGUGGAAGUGCGAUAUAUGACACAGCGAUUUAUAGUAUUUGGCGGAGGGCGUUAGAUGUUAUUGUGUUAAUAUGAUUAUAGUCUAAGGAAGAACUGCUUGUAAAAUUAAGGAUGCUAUCUAGGUAAUGAUGGUUACCUAGAACUCAUAGCUACCUAUUUCAGUCGGUUGAGGUUAAAGGCUCGAGCAUGGUAUGAUUUAUUACAACUCCUGCGCUUGGUAUAAUCUGUAGUUUCGUACUGACAUGGCCUGUGAUAUAUAGUCUUUGGAAACAUCUUAUAGAGAGGCGGUUCAUAACUGCGAAGGAGACACAGGUAUAUACUCUACUUAUAUUAACAAAUGAAGACUUUGAAAAGACUCGAAAUAUACUUAUACUGCCUUAGGAAUAGUU